AUGCUUCCUCAGCGAAUGAAGAAAGCCGUUACUGAUAACCCUAAAAAGCUCGCAAACUUGAUCGAUCUCGUUAACCUUCCUCCCACUCUCAGAGACUUCGUCGGAUUGGAGAAUUUAAACUUCGGCGACUUCAAGUUCGCUUCCGUUCCCAAUCAACCACUCCCUUCCACCUCCGGUUGGGGCAACUUCGUCAACCAUUCCAAUCACAUCAAUGGCACCAUCGUUUCAAAACCCUCUGAUCCAUUUACAGUUUCCCCGGAUCCCCUCGGGAAAACCGCAAACAAAGCUCGCGGAGCUAUUCCGCUUUCAAUCUUCGGCGAGGAAGAAGAUGAUGAACCUGUUUCUGAUUCCAGUUCCAAUGAUUUUUUCUCCAACGGUGGUGGUGCUGUUGUGAAAAAGGGAUCCGAUUCGAAUGGUUCCGUUGGAAUUAGUGAUUUGAUUUCCAAUUUGUAUCAUCAGCAAAACGGAUCAGCUUUGAAAUCCAAUGUCGGCUCUACCAGUCCGAAGAAAUCGAGUGUAAACGAUUUGAAUCAGGAUGAGGACGAAGACGAGGACGAUGGAUGGGAAUUCAAGUCUGCGGAAUGGGAAACUGUAAAUGAAAACUUCAAUGUUAAGGUUGAAACGCCCAAGCAAGGUAACAGUGCAGUUGGAGCUGGUGCUUUGUUAGACUCAUCUGACAAAGUUGGUGAACGGAACCUGGGGUUUGAGUUCAGUCCUAUUUCUGCAUCUCACAACCUACAGCUAAGUCCGAAAGGUGAAUCAAAUGAAAAUGGAGCUGGGUUUACCAUGUUCAAUCAAACUUUUGGGAAGUUGGCAAAUGCACAUUCAUGGCCAGGAUCAAAUCAAACUUUGUCGCUAUCUGGAUCUCCUUCCAAUUUCCAAGUUUACACUGCUUUAUUGAAACCUCAUGAGAGAAUUAUGGCACUCGAUCUUCCCCAUGGUGGGCAUCGUUCACAUGGAUAUCAGACUGACACCAAGAAUAUAUCAGCCGUAUCUAUAUUCUUUGAAACAAUGCCGUACAGAUUGGACGAGAGCACUGGUUAUAUUGAUUAUGACCAGAUGGAGAAAAGUGCAGGAGAUACAGGAUUGAUCAUCGUUGGUGGGAGGAUGGAAAUGCAGCCACAUAUUUUUAUGGAUCCUUUUGAAGAAAUGGGAAUGGGAGCCAGAUUUGUUGAGCAGCAUCGAAGAAGUGCUAGUGAAAAGGAGGCUUCUGAGAACACUGGAACUGUGGUUCGUGUGGGUCUUCCAAAGAAGAACCCUAAAGUUUUGAAACCCGCUUUCACCAUUCCUCCCAAACUGUUACAAUCCCUUGUAGAAGACCCUAAAUGGGAUGAAAAAGGCAGCGUCACACAAAACUACAAUUCCUUCGGCGCCAAGGAAAACAUCAAAGAGAUUCCAUCUUUUCAAAGUAGAAAACUUCUUUUGGCAUGCUCACUUAACUUGAUGGCCUGCUACUUGAAGACAAGGCAGUAUGAUGAAUGCGUAAAAGAAGGUUCUGAGGUUUUGGCGUAUGACGCAAAGAACCUUAAGGCUCUUUAUCGAAGAGGCCAGGCAUAUAAGGAACGAGGCCUCCUACAGGAUGCCGUCACUGAUUUGAGAAAUGCACUUGAAGUGUCUCCUGAUGAUGAUAUAAUUGGAGAGCUUUUACGGGACACCAAGGAACAGUUGAUAAAGGAAGGUGGUCAUUGUGCUCCUGGAAGAUUAGUAAUUGAAGAAAUAACUGAAGAAGUUGAGAAUGUGCCUUCUGGAAACAACAGAAACUCUUCUACCGAACAAACGAUUGAUCAACCAAAAAAGUCUGGCGACUCUUCUAAGAGUUACAAUAUAGCUAACAAUGGAAAUCUAAAAUCAAAUUCAGACAGUAUAGAUACACUGAAGAAAGAUCCAGAAGCCAUCAGAUCAUUCCAAAAUUUUAUUUCCAAAGCUGAUCCUGCCACUCUGGCUUCUUUGAACAUUGGGCAAUCCCAAGACGUGUCUCCAGAUAUGAUUAAAGCGUCCUCGGAUAUGAUCGGCAAGAUGUCACCCGAGGAACUUCAAAAAAUGUUCGACAUGGCGUCUUCAUUUCAAGGGAACAACCCAUUUCUCAGAGGAGGUUCCUCUGAUUCUCCUUUCAACUCUGGAUCAGUUCCUCCCAAUGUGACACCUGAUAUGCUUAAAACAGCAACUGAUAUGAUAAGUAAAAUGCCACCGGAUGACCUUAAGAAGAUGUUUGAAAUGGCAUCCUUAAUGAAAGGGAAAGAAUCUAUUCCAUCAGCAGCAGUUGUAGACAAGAAAGGAAGAAAUUUGUCACAGUCAAACUUCCCAUCCUCAAGCACCACUCGUGCUUUUGGAGAAUCAAGUUCUUCUGACAAUGCGUUUUCAAAUAUUAUAAAUGCUUCAGAGCCAAACUUCCCAUCCUCAAGUACUGAUUUACAAGAACAGAUGAGAAACCAGAUGAAAGAUCCAGCUAUGCGACAGGUAUGUUCAUAA
Molecule: messenger RNA, 2469 nt
Organism: Vicia faba (fava bean)
Lineage: Eukaryota; Viridiplantae; Streptophyta; Magnoliopsida; Fabales; Fabaceae
Source: the annotation of a GenBank genome assembly